Molecule: messenger RNA, 1254 nt
Organism: Notodromas monacha
Lineage: Eukaryota; Metazoa; Arthropoda; Ostracoda; Podocopida; Cyprididae
Source: the annotation of a GenBank genome assembly
AUGAUAAUUUCCGAUGCUCACGGAAAGGGAGUCUUUUCGGUGGAGUGCUCCGUGGGAUCCGGAAUUCUCGUCUCGAACCGCAUAGUUGCUCAGAAACCGCUUAUAUGCUGGAGUCGGAACUCCGGCACCUUGAGGCUGUUGUCCACGAGAAUCUCCGGAGUGUUCGGCACGGACGGACUGACCUUGCGCGAUGUGAGAUCGCAGAAGCUGCCAGCGAAGUGUGGCGCCUCAACGCGUGGUGCAGCGCCAUCUCCGUUUGGUAACACGUUUGGCAACACCUCGUCCCAAUAUGCGUCUUUCACGAGCUCGGGGUGCGUUGCGUGCAUCUCGUCCACGAUCAUGUACGAGACCUUUUUGUUCAAUCCGGUGUUCUAUACCUGCAAGUGUCUGUCGAUCAACCAGUUGAGCUCGAAGUCAUCGUCGUCAUCGCCGUACGGAUUUAUCAGAGUCUCCGCGACUUUCAUCCAUCCCAUGGAAGUUCAUCACCUGAAAAACGGUGAAAACUGGCAAGUAAGCAUCGACUUGAUCUCGCUCGCCGGUGAAUUGUCUCCCGAACAAGUUCGCCAAAAAGUACGCGUAAACUGCGAUGGUGACGACCUGAAUCAACCCAAGAAUGGGAAAGCCAUGCGUUCAAAGGAGCAACAUCGACGGCACAAUCACGAAAGCAUUAUACGGGUGUUAUACGUACAUACCUGCGGCGACGAGAUGGUCCAGAGUCGGGAAACGUCGUCGGACGCUGCCACUGAACAAAGCCAUGGUGUGGACGCCAGCGAGAUUCACGCUUGGAUGAAGUCUGAACGACCGACUUACUUGACCCUUGAGAAUCGCCGUGACGAACAUGGCUAUGUCGUCAGGCCAGGGCAACGUGUCCCACAUGAUCCACCAGCGGUUGACGAUGAGACUCACGUAGAAUCCCAGCACGAACGGAAGCGGAAUAAGCAACUUCGUUCCCUCGCCCGCGGCAGUGAGAAACGAGCGUCGAAACCCGAUCACCGACUGAUCGUUAUCUUUGCCACCGCAACAGACUUUUUGAGUGAAGAUAUCAAUCAUAGUGUUUCGACUAAGAAGGAACUCCUCGCCCACUUGAAUUGUCUGCAGCAUUCAAAAUAUCGUGGCGUGUAUAUUUUACGCGACUACGGCGAACCCUCGCAUAUACUGCACGUGGAAACAGCACAGGAGAGAAAGAAGGAAUUGUACUGGUCUCUGCAUGCAGCCCGUGUGUUGCUGAAAACCGGCAAGCUGGAGCGAGUGUGA